Messenger RNA from Angiostrongylus costaricensis, 450 nucleotides. The record is from the annotation of a GenBank genome assembly. Lineage: Eukaryota; Metazoa; Nematoda; Chromadorea; Rhabditida; Metastrongylidae.
GACUCUCGAGAAAAUAAUUCUAUAUCAAGACUUUUGUAUGGCAAAGUGGUUCAGGUGGAGAUGCGUCCUCUUUCUGUUGGCGAUUAUCUAUGGGUUUUGCGUAAAAUUGACGGCACGGAAUUGGUAUUAGAAUGGAUUGUUGAGCGAAAAACAUGGAAUGAUUUGCACCAAAGCAUUCGAUCGGGUCGAUAUGAAGAACAAAAACAACGUUUAUGUCGAUCCCCAAUGAAGAAUCGUGUUUAUCUUGUUGAGGGACCACUUACUACAGAGUUUAGUGCCACGCUUUAUGUAAUUAUACCUGUUACAUUAAUCUUUCAGAUAACUGGAAUGAAAUUCGACCAUUUUCAAGAGCUUUCCAAAAAGACUCAUGUAGACACGGUGAAGGACAUGUGGAUUAGACAAUUAAUGGUCGGUAUCAUUCUCAAUAUUGAAAACACAAACUUAUCUUAA